AUGUCAGCCUUGAACGUCUGCAAUCAUCGUUUUGUAUACAAAAUAGCACCCACGGAUCCCGCCAGCCCGUUUUACCAGAGACACGACGAGAUGAGGCAGUGGAGUCUCUCGCUGCCACAAAUUCUCCAGUGGUCCGACGAUAGUUAUUCCAACCAUUCUAGCCUAGGCCAGGGUAAGGACUUUAUCGCAAUGCAUUUCUUGAUCCGAAGUGCCUCCUGCGUAGCGCACCAGGCGUACCUCCCACAGCUUGACGGGUCUUCGAUCCUCGUUGAGACCGUGGAUGCCGCCGGAUGGUCUCUUUUGCAUAGAGACUCUGGUCUUGUAGAUGUAUGUGUGACGAACGCCUUGGCAACUGCAGAAAUGGCCACAAAGCUAAUGAAGUCCGGUGCCAAAACACGUUCGGACCUCCAAUCCGUUUGGGUAGCUGCGUCUCUCUUCGUCGUGUCGAACACGUUGCUCUGGAUCCAAUACUCAAACGACGCACAUUAUGGCACCGCAACACUUAUUCAAGAGGCCGAAAGGGGCUUCGAUACAGUAUUGCAAAUCAUGUCACUAUGGGAAGGUAAUUGGACUGCCGCGAGCCAGUGGCUUAAUACACUGCGAGCGAUGCGGGCCAUGUAUCGGGCAGCCUAUCUAGGAGAUGUUGACCAGAGUCUUCUUGCCGAGGCUGCAGUGCCGUCUUGGAGCCCCGAGUCGUCCAAGUUUCGACCGCGGCCCGGUGAUGGCUUCCUCUCCUUGCACGCAGCUUCCACCUUGUCUGAAUCCCUGCGGUUUUUGGCGAGCGAUACCUCUGUCGAGCCCAAGAGGCUUCAGACUGUGUGGACGCAGUUUGCGACUGGCUGGCCUCAUGACUUUGUUAAUGGGGAUCUGUACGGAACCCUGCAAAGCUAA
Molecule: messenger RNA, 891 nt
Organism: Metarhizium acridum CQMa 102
Lineage: Eukaryota; Fungi; Ascomycota; Sordariomycetes; Hypocreales; Clavicipitaceae
Biological process (GO): regulation of DNA-templated transcription; DNA-templated transcription
Cellular component (GO): nucleus
Molecular function (GO): DNA binding; zinc ion binding; DNA-binding transcription factor activity, RNA polymerase II-specific
Source: RefSeq, a predicted model, not a curated record